This is a messenger RNA of Anopheles bellator, 511 nucleotides long. RefSeq lists its product as uncharacterized. The coding region runs from base 35 to 511 and encodes 158 amino acids. The record is from RefSeq and is a predicted model, not a curated record. Lineage: Eukaryota; Metazoa; Arthropoda; Insecta; Diptera; Culicidae. The transcript has a single exon.
CAUUUCGGGCGAGGGAAUUUGUGUUAACAAAACGAUGCUUUCGAUCGACGAUAGUGACGAGAUACGCGAGAAUGAGCUGAUGCUGGAAGAGGAAGACGAUAUUGAGCUUACGAAGGAGCUGGAUUUCGGUCAAACAUCUCCACCGCUGUUCGGUGAUUCACCGAUGAAAACGUUUCUUGUGGAGGGCAAAUCUGCGACCGGCGUAUCUAACGCUCCGCCAACUUUGUGUGCGACUACGGAAGUAGCCACGGCUCAACUGAGUAUCGUAGGUGAUUUUUAUGCGCCGUCGUUGCUGGAAGCGUCCCAAAGUGUUUCGCAAUGGAUUAGUGCCGGGUUUUCGCCGAAAACGGCAGGUGAAGCUUCUGAGCCGGCCGCGAAAUGCAGCGAACGCGAUUGUCAAGCACAACGCCAAUCCAUAGCCUGUGCGAUCGAAGAGCUGACCACGAUGACGAGUGAGAUGCAGCAAUUCAUCCAAGCAUUCGAGGCAAAACAUUCGAUAAAUAAAAACUAG